Molecule: messenger RNA, 729 nt
Organism: Acanthocheilonema viteae
Lineage: Eukaryota; Metazoa; Nematoda; Chromadorea; Rhabditida; Onchocercidae
Source: the annotation of a GenBank genome assembly
AUGACCUCAAUGGUCUUGAGGGCGAACGCACGAUUGGCCUUCAUCGGAUUACAUCGAGAAUCGAUUGAAAUGAGACGAAAAAAUAAAGGUGCAAACAAGCGCUGUCUCACAACACAGGCACAACAAGGAUAUACUUCUGAGUCUGAUCCGGAGCUUUGUCCUAAUGUGGAUUCUCAUGCGACAAUCACUUCGCCACACUCAGAAACACUUCUCAGAUCAUACUCUAUUUCAUCCCGUCGAAAUUUGCGUGAUGGUGGUGAUGAGCAGUCAUCGAUGCUAGUCAUUAAGGAAAUGUCCGCUGCUCCUAAUAAUGAGGUAACAGAAAGUGCUAAAAAAGCAGUAAUUCCUGAAUCUGAUACGUGGUUGAAACGGAUCAAACGAUCCUACAAAUUUCUGCAUCUCAAUUAUUUAUUUUCAUUGGCAUUUAUGAUGAUUUAUAUGUUCCUUGGUGCACUGUUAUUCCUCUGGCUUGAAAGAGCUUCAGAUCAGGCUCGAAAAUUGCAUGAAUAUAAAUUUUAUAUUCAUGAAAGAGAAUUGUUUCUCGAACAGCUCGAUAAUAUAUAUAAUGUCAAAGUAUCACAGCAAAGAAAAGUUUUGUUGAAGAAAGCUAUUGACUAUUUACAUCGGCAAAUUGGAGUUUCAUUUAGUAAUCGAUCAGAAUGGUCACUUACAACUGCUUUAUACUAUUCUGGCACAGUUCUCACGACAAUCGGUUUGUCUUUCUUUUAG